Molecule: messenger RNA, 1434 nt
Organism: Triticum urartu
Lineage: Eukaryota; Viridiplantae; Streptophyta; Magnoliopsida; Poales; Poaceae
Source: RefSeq, a predicted model, not a curated record
AUCAUCAUCAUAAGCUCAGGGAGAUAUCCUCCAAUCGCCGAAACAAAAGGCCGAGAGGAUGAGCGGCCGUAGGCUGCCGCUACUGCUGGUCGUGUUGACGGCACUGAUGACGUUGACGACGGUGAAGGCCGAGUACAAUGUCGUGGACUACGGCGCGAGGCCCGACGGCGCGGCGGACUCGGCGGGGGCGUUCCAGGCCGCGUGGGGCGCAGCGUGCAACGACACGGGGAGCUCCGGGUCCCGGCCGGUGCUGCGCGUGCCGGCGGGCAGGUUCCUGCUCAGCCGGGUCUACUUCAAGGGCCCCUGCCGGAGCGCCGGCGUGGUCGUGGCCAUCGACCGCAACGGCACCGUCUUCGCACCGCCGACCGUGGACAGCAGGGCGUGGAUCAUGUUCCACCACGCCGACGGCCUGGCGCUCCGCGGUGGAACGUUGGACGGGCAGGGGCAGGAGUACUGGGCGUGCAAGAAGUCCGGCAGGUGCACCGGGCAGGGCCCCACGACGCUGGACAUUAGCCAGUCCAAGGGCGUGAGCGUGAAGCAGCUAACACUUCUCGACAGCAAGAACGUCCACAUGGCCAUCUUCGACUCCACCGGCGUGACGGUCCAGGGCGUCAGGAUGGUCGCGCCAGCCAAUAGCCCCAACACCGACGGCAUCCACGCCCAGCUCUCCCGCCACGUGACCAUCCUCAACACCACGUUCAGCACCGGCGACGACUGCGUCUCCCUGGGGCCAGGCACCUCCGACGUGCUCAUCAGGGACAUCAAGUGCGGCCCGGGCCACGGCAUCAGCAUCGGGAGCAUGGGAGGGCAGCCCGGCGAGGAGGGGGUGAGGAACGUGACGGUGGAGAGGGCGGUGCUGACGGGCACGACGAACGGCCUGCGGAUCAAGACGUGGGGGAUGCCCAACCCAGGCUCCGUCACGGGCGUCUCCUUCUCGCAGGUCACGAUGCACGGCGUGGCGAACCCCAUCCUCGUGGACCAGAACUACUGCCCCCGCAGCCGCAAAGUCGAUUGCCCGGGCAAGAGCUCGGGGGUGCAGAUCAGCGACGUGUCGUACGAGGACAUCGAGGGCACGUCGAGGACGCCCGUGGCCGUGAAGUUCGACUGCAGCGACACCAACCCCUGCAGCGGGAUCAGGCUCAAGAACAUCAGGCUGACGUACCGGCACAGGCGGCCGGCGCAGGCCAGGUGCCGGAACGCCGCCGGGUCCGUGUCCGGAGAGGUCACGCCGCCGAGCUGCUUCUGACGACCGAGCCGCCGGAGCGCCGGCCGGCCGUAGAAGCGUGCGCGUCUCCUCGAUUCAUUGGUUUCUGUAAAUAAUUCUCUUGCUUGAUUGGUUCGUGAACUACUACUAACACCUUGCACAGUCGCGGGAGUGUGCAGUGCUACCAAAUCCAAGGUUUUUUUGGAGGCGGGUAAUGCUACCAAAUCCAU